UUUUUGGGUUAUUGAUUCGAUGCAAUCGCAAGCUGUAUGGAACGCAAAUGCGCUCUCUCGCUCUUCUUCUCCACUUCUCUCUCCGCAGGCCGAAUCUGUGAGCCCUGAUUGCGAAAAUCUACACCCUACAUUUGAUUUACUUUCAUUUCCAACUUCAUUAACUUAAUUGUUGUUUCGUAUCUGCGGCUUCUUUAAUUGAUGAUUAUCAGUUCUGAAGGCGCAUUUUCAGCUUUGUUUUAAGUGGUAGAUGCGAUUUUUAAUCAAGUACUCAAAUUAUUGGUUUCUGCCUUAGUUCUUGGACUUUGACUUGACCGAUUCUUUUUGGCACAAUGGGAACCUCACUUCGAAGUGGGGUUUUCAAGAAGUCAAAUGAUGGUGCACGGCUCCUCAUAACAACCAUCAUGGGAAUGGUAUUUGGAUAUUUUAUAGGAAUUUCAUUUCCUUCUGUUUCUUUAAGUAAGAUUAAUCUACAUUCAAGUAUAAUAUCGUCUCUUGAUUCGGCCUUUAAUGACAAUGAUCAUAGUGGUAGUCGUAGUUUUCCAGAAAAUCUUGGUUCAGGUAGUACUCCUAUGACACCCAAGAUAUAUGUUCCUACCAAUCCUCGUGGCGCAGAGUCUUUACCUCCUGGAAUUAUAGUCUCAGAAUCAGAUUUUUAUCUGAGGCGUUUAUGGGGUGAUCCUAGUGAGGAUUUGAAAAAGAAGCCGAAGUACCUAGUAACAUUUACAGUUGGUUUUGAUCAGCAGAGAAAUAUUAAUGAAGCCGUGAAAAAGUUCUCUGAGGAUUUUCAGAUAAUGCUUUUUCAUUAUGAUGGGCGGACAAGUGAAUGGGAUCAAUUUGAGUGGUCACAGCGUGCUGUGCAUGUCAGUGUUAGAAAACAAACAAAAUGGUGGUAUGCAAAGAGAUUUCUCCAUCCAGAUGUUGUAGCAGCUUAUGAUUACAUUUUCAUUUGGGAUGAAGAUCUUGGAGUCGAACACUUUAAUGCGGAGAAGUAUAUUGAAUUGGUUAAGAAGCAUGGGUUAGAGAUUUCCCAACCUGGCCUUGAACCCAACCAUGGACUGACUUGGCAAAUGACGAAGAGGCGAGGUGACAGAGAAGUUCACAAGAAUACAGAGGAGAAACCAGGCUGGUGUAGUGAUCCUAAUUUGCCUCCAUGUGCAGCAUUUGUGGAAAUAAUGGCUCCAGUAUUUUCUCGUCAAGCUUGGAAAUGUGUAUGGCAUAUGAUUCAGAAUGAUUUGGUUCACGGAUGGGGAUUGGAUUUUGCUUUGAGAAGAUGUGUGGAUCCACCACAUGAAAAAAUUGGUGUUGUAGAUUCCCAGUGGAUUGUGCAUCAAGUGAUUCCUUCACUUGGAAAUCAGGGUGAAUCAGACAGUGGAAAAGCCGGAUGGAAAGGGGUACGAGAGCGAUGCAAAUAUGAGUGGGGGCUUUUCCAGGAUCGCCUGGCGAAUGCAGACAAGUCGUAUUUUUCACAAAUUGACGGCAAGCAUCUUUGAAGCAUGCUUUGCCGGAUCUGACACAGAUCUAUCGUGUCUGUUUGUCUGUAUAUUGCUGAGAUAUUUUUUGCUUCAUCAUCUCCGCAGAGCAGCCCCUGCCCGAUCCUUCUAUGUGAUGUCUGUAUAUAUAGCUGUGUGACGGCCAUAGGUACGCGACUCCUUUGCUUGUGCAUAAGUAGUAGAUAUAUAUACAUAUAUAUAGAGAAGGUUGUUUCGGUUUUAUCGCCAUCGCCAUCGAUGAAUAUUAUUGCUA
Messenger RNA from Andrographis paniculata, 1743 nucleotides. RefSeq lists its product as uncharacterized. The transcript is spliced from 15 exons. The record is from RefSeq and is a predicted model, not a curated record. NCBI's taxonomy places the organism in Eukaryota, Viridiplantae, Streptophyta, Magnoliopsida, Lamiales, Acanthaceae. The coding region runs from base 330 to 1490 and encodes 386 amino acids.